Molecule: messenger RNA, 154 nt
Organism: Acaulospora morrowiae
Lineage: Eukaryota; Fungi; Glomeromycota; Glomeromycetes; Diversisporales; Acaulosporaceae
Source: the annotation of a GenBank genome assembly
CUUUAAUUGGACGGUUUCAAAAUCUGUGACAUUGCAGGCAUUGCAGUUGGCUACUGAAAGAUCUUCACAUGUAUCUACUGACUGGGCCAUCAGUGGCUUAACUUCGGAGAUCGGACGGGUUCCGGUGCUUUUCACUGUGUAUGGCCGUAACUGA